UUUUCAGCCUCUCUUCUCUCGUCUUUUACAUCUAACACAACACAAAAUAUACAAACAAAACCUUUCACUACCUCUUCAUCAAUGGCGAAAACCUCUGCUUAAAUUCAACCCCAAAAAAAUUCCCAAUCUCUCUCAUCGUCAACUCAAUACUCUCUGAUAAUUAAGCUUGGGUUUCAUCUCCAAUGGCGGCUGUAACAUCGUUGUCUUUCUCCGCAUUAUCUCAGUCAUUUGAGAGAAAAUUGAGCAUUACUUCGACUCGAACUUUUGCAUCUACUUUCGAAUCAAUUCGUCUGCGCUCUAAUUCAUCUUCUGAUCUUUCUGCUGCUGUUAGAGCUUCGAAUUCUUCUUCUGGUUUUGCUGUUCAGUGCAUGUCAUCUACCUCUGCUGUUACUGAAACCCCCCCAGUAUCCGAGACGAAGUUAAAUUUUCUAAAGGUUUACAAACGGCCAAUUCCUAGUAUCUACAACAAUGUGCUACAAGAGUUGAUUGUUCAGCAACAUUUGAUGAGAUACAAGAGGACAUACAGAUAUGAUCCUGUGUUUGCCCUUGGUUUUGUUACUGUCUAUGAUCAGCUGAUGGAGGGGUAUCCCAGUGAUGAAGAUCGAAGUGCCAUCUUUGAAGCUUACAUAAGGGCACUAAAUGAGGAUCCCGAGCAGUACAGAAAAGAUGCACAGAAAUUGGAGGAGUGGGGUCGUACCCAAACAUCUGCUUCACUGGUUGAUUUCUCAUCAAGAGAAGGUGAAAUAGAGGACAUCUUAAAGGAUAUUGCUGCAAGAGCUGGUGGAAAUGGGAGCUUUAGUUACAGUCGAUUCUUUGCAGUUGGCUUGUUUCGUCUCCUUGAAUUAGCUAAUGCCUCUGAACCCACCGUCUUAGAGAAGCUCUGCUCAGCCUUGAAUGUAAAUAAGAAAAAUGUGGAUCGGGAUCUUGAUGUAUAUCGCAACCUCCUAUCAAAACUUGUACAAGCGAAAGAGCUGUUAAAGGAAUAUGUGGAAAGAGAGAAGAAGAAAAGAGGAGAGAGAGCAGAAGUACAGCAAGCUAACGAGGCGAUGACAAAGUGAUUGGGAGCAUACCAAAGCCGUUGUACUACAUUGCUGUCAAUUUGUACUAAUAUUAUUAUUUGCACCUAUAGUGGCCAUAUUUUUGUUUCCAAGUAACUUAGUAGAGAGAGCUCGAGAGUUAUACAUGUCUAUAUUAUCCCCUGCUCUUGUUUAGAUUCAGUUAUAUGAGGUUGCUUGUAAGUGUAAUUACAUACAUGUAUUUUUGUUUCAACUACAGAGGAAAAAAAUUACAUGUAUAUUAUUUUAACUACACCGAAAAAAUUCAUUUCAGAUUUGCUGAUUUCAUAUCCAGGCCACUAUAUGUCUCG
This is a messenger RNA of Chenopodium quinoa (quinoa), 1366 nucleotides long. RefSeq names its product protein THYLAKOID FORMATION1, chloroplastic-like. Gene Ontology annotation, biological process: photosystem II assembly; photosynthesis; protein import into chloroplast stroma. The transcript is spliced from 5 exons. Lineage: Eukaryota; Viridiplantae; Streptophyta; Magnoliopsida; Caryophyllales; Amaranthaceae. Gene Ontology annotation, cellular component: chloroplast thylakoid. The coding region runs from base 183 to 1058 and encodes 291 amino acids. The record is from RefSeq and is a predicted model, not a curated record.